Messenger RNA from Kuraishia capsulata CBS 1993, 6774 nucleotides. RefSeq lists its product as uncharacterized. The transcript has a single exon. Gene Ontology annotation, molecular function: metal ion binding; ATP binding; acetyl-CoA carboxylase activity. The coding region runs from base 1 to 6774 and encodes 2257 amino acids. Gene Ontology annotation, biological process: fatty acid biosynthetic process. Lineage: Eukaryota; Fungi; Ascomycota; Pichiomycetes; Pichiales; Pichiaceae. The record is from RefSeq and is a predicted model, not a curated record.
AUGUUAUGCCGUUUGGUUUUCCAUACUAACUUUGCCAAAGAUCGAUUUACUAGGUUUCUAUCUCCGAGAUCCAAACCUAAUUUCAUUCAAAUUGGAAAAAGAACGAUCAUGACUGCUUCUGAACUUCACAAGGGCCUUCCGAGGCAUUUCCUUGGUAAGAACUCCGUCGAGGUCGCCGAGCCAUCUCCCAUAAGAGACUUUGUCCUAAAGCACGAUGGUCACACGGUGAUUUCCAAGGUACUUAUUGCCAACAACGGUAUAGCCGCAGUCAAGGAGAUACGUUCUGUCAGAAAAUGGGCCUAUGAGACCUUUUCGGAUGAGCGUGCUAUACAGUUUGUUGCGAUGGCUACUUUGGAGGACUUGGAGGCUAAUGCGGAAUACAUCAGGAUGGCCGACCAGUACGUUGAAGUCCCCGGAGGAACAAAUAACAACAACUACGCUAAUGUUGAUUUGAUCGUUGACAUUGCCGAGAGGACGAAUGUCGAUGCUGUUUGGGCAGGGUGGGGCCACGCCUCGGAGAACCCAUUGCUGCCUGAGAUGCUUGCCAAGAGCAAAAUCGUGUUCAUAGGUCCCCCAGGAUCUGCCAUGAGAUCUCUGGGUGACAAAAUCAGUUCCACCAUUGUUGCACAGCACGCCAAGGUGCCAUGUAUCCCAUGGUCUGGUACCGGUAUUGACAAAGUUGUGGUGGACCCAGAAACCAACCUCGUCUCGGUUGAUGAUGAGACCUACGCUAAGGGUUGUUGCACAUCUCCAGAAGAUGGUUUAAUGAAGGCCAAGCUUAUCGGCUUCCCAGUUAUGAUCAAAGCAUCCGAAGGUGGUGGAGGAAAAGGUAUCAGACAGGUGCAGCGUGAAGAGGAUUUCCUCUCCCUUUACGACCAGGCAGCCAACGAGAUUCCAGGUUCCCCCAUCUUCAUUAUGCAACUAGCGGGAAGUGCCAGACAUCUGGAGGUCCAGCUGCUGGCUGACCAAUAUGGUACCAACAUCUCGCUUUUUGGAAGAGACUGUUCUGUUCAAAGAAGACAUCAGAAGAUUAUCGAAGAGGCUCCAGUGACAAUUGCCAAGCCAGAAACUUUCAGAGCGAUGGAAAACGCUGCUGUUAGAUUGGGAAAGUUGGUUGGUUAUGUCAGUGCAGGUACCGUUGAAUAUCUGUACUCUCACGCCGAUGACAAAUUUUACUUCUUGGAGUUGAACCCAAGAUUGCAGGUCGAACAUCCAACCACAGAGAUGGUGACUGGUGUCAACUUGCCAGCUGCCCAGCUGCAAAUCGCCAUGGGUAUCCCAUUGCAUCGUAUUAAGGACAUCAGAUUGAUGUACGGUGUCGACCCACACACUUCUACUUCGAUAGAUUUUGAGUUCAAAUCUGAAGACUCUUUGAGGACUCAGAGAAGGCCGGUUCCAAAGGGCCACACUACUGCCUGUCGUAUAACGUCGGAAGAUCCAGGUGAAGGAUUCAAGCCUUCUGGUGGUUCGUUGCACGAGUUGAACUUCAGAUCGUCCUCAAACGUUUGGGGUUACUUCUCUGUCAGCAACCAGUCUUCUAUCCAUUCGUUUUCCGACUCCCAGUUUGGACAUAUCUUUGCAUUUGGUGAAAACCGUCAAGCCUCCAGAAAGCACAUGGUUGUUGCUUUGAAGGAGCUCUCCAUCAGGGGUGAUUUCAGAACCACCGUGGAAUACCUGAUCAAGCUUCUGGAAACCCCAGACUUUGAGAAUAACACGAUCACCACCGGUUGGUUGGACGAACUCAUCACCAAGAGGCUCACUGCUGAAAGACCAGACCCUACUCUUGCAGUUAUCUGUGGUGCCGUCACCAAGGCCCACAUUGCUAGUGAUGAAAACAAGAGGGAAUACAUUGGUUCCCUUGAACGUGGUCAGGUCCCAAGCAAGGACAAACUCAAGACUAUCUUCCCAGUUGACUUCAUCUACGAGGGCCAACGCUACAAAUUCACAACUGCCAAGGCCGCAAACGAUAUAUACACUUUGUUCAUCAACGGUUCCAGAUGUGAUGUUCAAGUAAGACCACUGUCAGAUGGUGGUCUGCUGUGUGCCAUGGGAGGAAAGUCUCACAGCGUUUAUUGGAAGGAAGAGGUUGGUGCUACUCGUAUUUCUGUCGAUGGAAAGACCUGUCUUCUGGAGGUCGAAAACGAUCCAACCCAAUUGAGAACUCCUUCUCCAGGAAAGCUCGUGAAGUAUCUCGUUGAAAAUGGCGAGCACAUCUCUGCUGGUCAGCCAUUUGCAGAGGUUGAAGUCAUGAAGAUGUGUAUGCCCCUUGUUGCGCAGGCUAACGGUAUCUUGCAGCUGCUGAAGCAACCAGGAUCCACCGUCUCUGCCGGUGAUAUACUUGCCAUUUUGGCUCUGGAUGAUCCUUCCAAGUCCAAGCAUGCUCUGCCAUUUGAAGGUACUCUGCCGGAUAUGGGCUCUCCAUUCAUCGAAGGAACGAAACCUGCGCAUAAGUUUGCCUCGCUGCUCUCAAUCUUGCAGAACAUCUUGGCUGGUUUCGAUAACCAAGUCGUGAUGAAUGCAACUUUGAGAGACCUGUUGGACAUUUUGAAGAACCCAGAUUUGCCUUACUCCGAAUGGUCUCAACAAGUCUCUGCUCUGCACUCGAGAUUGCCAGCUAAGUUGGACGCCAGUUUCACUGACCUGGUUGAGAGAUCGCACCGUAGGGGUGCUGAAUUCCCAGCCAAGCAGAUACUGAAACUGAUUGAGAAGUCAGAAAAUGGAAGUGACGCCUCCUUCCUUCAAGUCGUUGCUCCACUCUCGGAAUUGGCACAACGUUACCACGAUGGCUUGAAGGCUCAUGAGUACUCUGUCUUUGCAAACUUGCUCGAAAGCUACUACAGUGUGGAAUCUUUGUUUGCAGGCCAAAACGUUCGCGAGGAGGAUGUUAUUUUGCAGCUGAGAGACAACAAUAAAGAUGACCUCAACAAGGUUAUUGCAAUUGCUCUCUCCCACUCGAGAAUUGGUGCCAGAAAUACUUUGAUUGCUGCUAUUUUGGCGAUCUAUCAACCAAUCUGCCAAAGUGUUCCAGGUGCUGCCAACGCUUUGCGCGAGCCAUUGAAGAAGAUAGUCGAUUUGGACACCAGAGGCACAGCCAAGGUUGCUUUGAAAGCGCGUGAGAUUUUGAUCCAAUGCUCUAUGCCUUCAAUCAAAGAGAGAUCCGAUCAACUUGAGUUGAUCCUGAAGUCUUCUGUCGUUGACACCAGAUACGGCGAGACCACCAGCUCUGAACACAAGUUGCCAGAGUUCCAGAAGAUCAAGGAUGUCAUUGACUCCAACUACACCGUGUUCGAUGUUCUUUCUCAAUUCAUCGUCAGCUCAGAUCCUUGGGUUGCAUCUGCUGCCGCUGAGGUGUACAUCAGAAGAGCUUACCGUGCAUACUCUGUUGCUGAACUGAAGCACCAUCCGGCGGGAUCACUGCCUAUUGUGGAAUGGAAAUUCCAGCUUCCAGCUUUGUCCACUGCUGCCUACAAUGCCGUCCCAGAAGGCGUCAGGAACGGUAAAUCACCAGCAAUGAAUCGUGCUGUGUCCGUUUCCGAUUUGACUUUCAUGAUCAACAAGAACGACACGCAGCCAUUGAGAACUGGUAUCUUGGUUCCAGCUGCUCAUCUGGACGAUGUGGAAGAAAUGCUCUCCAAGGGUCUUGAUGUUAUUCCCAAGAAGACCAAGCCUUCUGCUCCUGUUCCAGACCGCUCCAACUCUCCUGCCGAGGGUGGGCUCAAGAACGUUUGCAAUAUCUUCGUUGGAAGCUAUGAAGGUUUCAGCUCCGAGGCCGAGGUCUUGGCUAGAUUGCAUGAAAUCCUCAGAGAUAACAAGGAUGAUUUGUUGGCCUCCGGAAUCCGUCGUGUUUCCUUCGUUUUCGGUGACAAGAUUGGUGCCUAUCCAAAGUACUACACUUUCAAGGGUCCAAACUACGACGAGGACGAUGUUAUUCGUCACAUCGAACCCGCAUUGGCUUUCCAAUUGGAGCUAGGUAGGUUAUCCAACUUCAACAUCAAGCCAGUUGUCACUGACAACAGAAACAUCCACGUUUACGAGGCUGUUGCCAAGAACUCAUCUGGUGUGGACAAACGUUACUUUACAAGAGGUAUUAUCAGAACCGGCAAGAUCAGAGACGAUGUCACGAUCUCCGAGUACCUGAUUUCUGAGGCCCACAGACUGAUGUCAGACAUCUUGGACGCUCUCGAAGUCAUCGAUACUUCGAACACUGACCUCAACCAUAUUUUCAUCAACUUUUCUGCGGUUUUCAAUGUUACUCCAGAAGAUGUGGAAAGUGCAUUUGGUGGUUUCCUCGAGAGAUUCGGAAGAAGACUGUGGAGAUUGCGGGUUACCUCUGCUGAGAUCAGAAUCAUGUGCACUGACUCAAGCUCAGGUGUUCCAUUCCCUCUCAGAGCCAUGAUCAACAAUGUAUCCGGAUAUGUUGUCAAGUCUGAAAUGUACAUGGAAGUUAAGAAUGACAACGGAGAGUGGAUCUUCAAGUCUAUUGGCACUCCAGGUGCUAUGCACUUGAGACCAAUCUCAACUCCAUACCCAACCAAGGAGUGGUUACAACCAAAGAGAUACAAGGCUCAUGUUAUGGGAACGACCUAUGUCUAUGAUUUCCCAGAGUUGUUCCGCCAGGCUACUAUUUCCCAAUGGAAGAAGCAUUCUCCCGAGGCCAAGAUUCCUAACGAUAUCUUUGAAUCCAGUGAACUCAUCAUUGAUGAAUCCGGUGAGUUUGCAGAGGUUGCCAGAGAACCAGGUGCAAACAACGUUGGUAUGGUUGCAUUCAAGGUCACUGCCAAGACUCCAGAAUAUCCUCGUGGAAGACAGUUCAUUAUUGUUGCCAAUGACAUCACCUUCAAGAUUGGUUCGUUUGGUCCAAAAGAAGAUGCCUACUUCAACAAGGCUACUGAGUUGGCUAGAAAGCUUGGAAUUCCAAGAAUCUACCUGUCUGCGAACUCCGGUGCCAGAAUUGGUAUUGCGGAGGAGUUAUUGCCUUACUACAAAGUGUCUUGGUUUGAUGAGAAUGAGCCAGCUAAGGGAUUUGAGUAUCUUUACUUGACCUCAGAGGACAAGGCUGAACUUGAGAAGGCUGGCAAGGCCGCUUCAGUUGUCACUGAAAAAGUGGUUGAAGCAGGAAAGGAGCGCCAUGUCAUUAAGGCCAUUAUUGGUGCCGAAGAUGGACUUGGUGUUGAGUGUUUGAAGGGCUCCGGUCUCAUUGCGGGUGCCACUUCGAGGGCUUACAAGGACAUCUUUACCAUCUCUUUGGUCACUUGCAGAUCUGUUGGUAUUGGUGCUUACUUGGUGAGAUUGGGUCAAAGAGCCAUUCAAAUUGAGGGUCAACCAAUCAUUCUGACUGGUGCCCCAGCCCUCAAUAAGUUGCUUGGAAGUGAAGUGUACACCUCCAACUUGCAGUUGGGUGGUACUCAGAUCAUGUACCGUAACGGUGUUUCUCACUUGACUGCUGCCAACGAUUUGGCAGGUGUCGAGCAAAUCAUGGACUGGUUGUCGUAUGUUCCAGCCAAGCGUGGUAUGCCAGUCCCAAUCUUGCCAUCUAUUGAGGACUCUUGGGACAGAGAUGUGGACUUCAAGCCACUGAAGAACGAACCAUACGAUGUUAGAUGGAUGAUUGAAGGUCGUGAUACACCUGAGGGAUUCGAAGCCGGUCUGUUUGACAAAAACUCUUUCCAAGAGACUUUGUCAGGCUGGGCCAAGGGUGUCGUUGUUGGUAGAGCCCGUCUUGGUGGUAUUCCUAUUGGUGUCAUCGGUGUUGAGACCAGAACUAUGGAUAACCUAUGUCCAGCAGACCCUGCCAAUCCUGAUUCUACGGAGUUUUUAGUCCAAGAAGCUGGUCAAGUGUGGUACCCUAACUCUGCAUUCAAGACUGCUCAAGCAAUCAAUGAUUUCAACCACGGUGAAGAGUUGCCUUUGAUGAUUUUGGCCAACUGGAGAGGAUUCUCUGGUGGUCAGCGUGACAUGUACAACGAAGUGUUGAAAUAUGGAUCCUUCAUCGUGGAUGCUCUUGUGGGUUUCAACCAGCCUAUCAUGAUCUAUAUUCCGCCAACUGGUGAGUUGAGAGGAGGAUCUUGGGUCGUUGUUGACACCACUAUCAACGCUGAUAUGAUGGAAAUGUACGCGGAUGUAGAGGCCAGAGCUGGUGUCUUGGAGCCUGAAGGAAUGGUUGGUAUCAAGUACCGUAAGGACAAAUUGACUGCCACCAUGGGUAGAUUGGAUGAGGUCUGCAAAGAUCUUCGUGCGAAGAUGGCCGAUCCUUCGUUGAGUGCUGAGGAUCAUUCUGUUCUGGCAAAGAAGUUGGCUGCCAGAGAGAACCAGCUGCUUCCAGUCUACUCCCAGGUUUCUAUCCAAUUCGCCGAUUUGCAUGACAGAUCCGGUCGUAUGCUCGCGAAGGGCGUCAUCAGAAAGGAACUGGAGUGGACCGAUGCCCGUCGUUUCUUCUUCUGGCGUUUGCGCCGUCGUUUGAAUGAGGAGUACCUCGUCAGACGCAUCGGGGAACACUUGGCACCAGGCUCCACUAGAUUGGAGAAGGUUGCCCGUUUGACCUCCUGGUUGCCAUCCUCGCUGGAUGAGAACAACGACCAGGCGGUUGCGCUUUGGAUCGAGGAGAACCACAAGUUGUUGGAUUCCAACAUCAAGAAGCUCAAGUCUGACAUGGUGAAGCAGACGUUGGCGAAGUUGUUCAAGACCGAUGUCGACUCGGUCAGCAGCGGUCUCUCGGAGAUCAUCUCAUUCUUGCCAGAGGAAGACAAGAAGAAGUUGAUGAAACAUUUUAAAUAA